Messenger RNA from Rotaria sp. Silwood2, 879 nucleotides. Lineage: Eukaryota; Metazoa; Rotifera; Eurotatoria; Philodinida; Philodinidae. The record is from the annotation of a GenBank genome assembly.
AUGCCGAUUUCUUAUCAUUUUGAUAGUUUACCAUUAAAUGUGUUGACAUUAUCUGGUUACGAAUUUUUUCAAUUUAUAAAAACUAUUCUCGGUGAAUCAGAGGCUAAGUUAUUAAUUAAAAUUGCAGUAAGAACAACAUCUUCAUUAAUAACGAUUGAAGAUCCUUUAGAUAUUUUUAAUCAAGACAUUGAAGAUGAAGAAUUAGAUACAUUGAAAGAACAACUAUGCUUUAAAAUGAAAAAAGAUAAAUAUUUGAUCAAGCCUGGUCUAAAACAUCCGAAGAAAAAUAAACAACAGCAAUCGAAUCUCAAUGUAUCAUCAAUCUCUUCUUUGGAAUUACCAGUGCAAGAAAAAAGAAUUUCUUCAUUAUCUUUAUCCGAUCAUAAAACACAUGUUCUUAAAUUAAUAAAUAAGCGGUGUAAUGAAAACAAAGAAAAUUUGAAUUUACAAAAUUUUCAAUUAGAAGAAGACAUUGAUUUUACAUUAAAUAUUGACGUUGAUCAAAAUUCUGACGUAAAAGCCAGUAUUAAAUGCAAGUGCGGUAAAAUCAUUGCAUUAUGUAACAAUGAUAAGAAGAUACAAAUGUCAAAUUAUUACAAACACUUGCAAUCUAUCGGAUGUACUCAUAUGAGAGAAAUAAAAAAGGCUGCAAAAGAAAUAAUAGUAGAACAGCAACAGCCAUCAACAAUUUCUGUUUCAUCAAUUCCAUCAUCUCAAUCACGUACAUCAUCAAUGGAAGUAUAUGUUGAUGAAUUAAUAGGUACACAAACAGCACCUCAAAUUGUUUCAGCUUCAUCAUCCCAGUUAUCACAUACUGCUAAACGUCGUAUGACGUCACAAUCACAGCAAUAUCCUUCAACAAAAAGAAGUCGUACUUGA